Messenger RNA from Ceratina calcarata, 3904 nucleotides. Its product is annotated as enhancer of split mgamma protein. Gene Ontology annotation, molecular function: protein dimerization activity. The record is from RefSeq and is a predicted model, not a curated record. The transcript is spliced from 5 exons. Bases 2893 to 3648 code for a protein of 251 amino acids. Lineage: Eukaryota; Metazoa; Arthropoda; Insecta; Hymenoptera; Apidae.
AAAGUCACCCGAGAACUGUGAGACCAAAGACGCAAUCGUUUUAGAUUGAUAGAAAAGCCAGAGCUCAAUUCAAUUAACACGUUAUACUAAACACAGACAUUUUCUCAACGUUUGUUAUCUGCCGAAAUAAACGCGACCUGACUAACAUAAAGAAGUACGUAAUAUAUGCUGCUCAUUAUACAAACGAUUUCAAGUGUUCCUCGUGAGCCGUCAGCAUGUAACACGUUUUCAAUAUAAGCGAACCGAAGGUCUUACGUACUGAAUUUGGACCGUAGUUUAUUUAAACAUUCAGCGAAGAACAGGCAAAAUAGCCCAAAUAAUCUGUUAAUAAAUGGCAAUAAAUUUGAAAUUGUAAAUGGACAACGAUAUGCAUUUUGAAAUUGAUAAGAGCCAGCAUGAAACUCGAAUGCAAGAAGAAAUUCGACGGUGUAGUAGAACGAAAUAAUGCGAAGAAGAACUCGGAGACUGAGUCAGUUUUUCUUUUAGUUUAACGAGACGAGCUCGGCUUUUGACUGGGCGUUGGAGACUUUCAAUUACGUGUUUCCUUGGCAAUUUCGAUGCUACUUGUUGUUGGGAAUUUUUUUCAAACGCUAAUUGCGCCACGUUUCCCGCACCACUGACCCGUUCGGCUUAAAUUACUUUUGUUAACACGAGAGUUCUCUCGCUUCUGAACGACUCGGUCGCAUGCAUAAUGUAAUGAGCGAAAAUGAUUUCGAAACUGGACGCGCGUAUAUUUUACAGAGAUUAUCUUUUUUUUAGAUGCAAUCACGAUGCACCUCGUAAAACGGUUUCGGUACGUGGAAAGAAAAGUUCCAUUUUAAUUAUUUCCUUUUGAACCUUCGAUAUUAACGCACCUGUUUAUUUACGUUUUCAUUCGGAUUUCAAUUAACGUGUCUUUUAUAACGAACUCUCUUCCCGCCGGAUAAAGAAACGAGCAAGCACCUGAGAACGUUGUUAAUCAGGUGUAAACAUGAAAAAAAUAACUUGGAAUUAUGCUUGUCCAAUAUAAAACAUGUUUUAUAUCGUGUAGCUUGUAUACGCCUGGAUUUUGUUUAACACGUGUACAAUUUGCAGGCGAAAUUUUGUCCAAUUUCUUUAAUUAAAUCGUCGUCUUGAGACAAGAUUUAGUACCUGUCUACUAACACCUCGAAGUAUCUUCUUUGGCCCUUAGGCCUUAGGUUCAGAUGAAAGUUCCAUUCAAACUAAAAAUAAUAUAAACUCUGAUGCACGAUGUCGUAAAGUGAACUCUUUUAACGAACAAGUGGCUGAAGAUUUUGACAAGUGGAAACACGGCUCGGCUUGACGUCUCCAAAAGCUCCUGGCAAGUUGUCAAGCCGCGAACAAAACGUUAUCUCCUUCCUAGCACUCUCGCUUGAGCCAGCAGAAAGCUACAUAUAUUUUCGUAGCUCACGUAGUAUCUGGUUGACAAGAGAUAAUGUUAAUGGAGGGAUUCGUCCGCCGGUUUAUAGAGCCUUGAAGAAAGCCGCUCGAGGAUCCGACGAUAAAGCUUUUUAAGAGAACUACAGAACACACUUGAAUCUCGUGCCUGCUAAUUCAAUCAGUUUUAUCUAGUGUCUGUCUGAGGAUUGCAAACGAGUUGUUAGAAAUUUAACCAUAUGUCUUUACAUCUUCAUCUGCAAUUUCAAGUAAUGUUUGUCUUGCUUUAACUUAACAUAUUUGCAUUAUCGAAUGCAAUAUUCCGUGAAUAAACUGGAACAUUUCUGAAUCGAGAAAUGUACAUAUUAUUUAUCAGAGCAGCUGAAGAAGCUUUUAUCAGAUUCUUAAGAAAUCUCAGUAAUUCUUCGGCGCAAGCUUUAAGGAUGCUAAUGAACCAGAAUUGCUUACGUAAUUGGAAGAAGUCCAGAAUCAAACGCGCACCGCAAGGAAGUCCCUUAAAGGGCGAUUCGAAGUGCACUGAUUGCAGAGUCUUAUUUUGUCGAAAGGGAGUACCUUAAAACGUGUCUCGUUCGCUUUUAAUGAACGCGUUAAAUGUAGUCGGAAUGAUCUUUCGACACAUUGAACGAUCUCAACUGUUGGCUAUAACAUGGAUAAAAAUUUCUUGUUAGUCCAUGUACGGAUCAACUAUUUUUGUUCGUUAAAAAUUAUCGGUGAUAAGAAAUUGCUUUCGGCGACCAUGGUGUAAUUUUCCUAUGUCGAGGUACGUUUCACGUGUUCUAAAUCGCUCGGUUAUCACAAAUUUAUUCUGUCAGAGAUAGUACAAGGAAUAUUAUAGAAAUAUGUUGUAGAAUGUUUCGUAAGAAAUAUUGCCAGCACUUAAGCGACAUUGUAAAGAAUUAAGCUCAGCCAUAAAUAAUCUAUAUACGUAUUGUAAUAAAAAUAAAAUGCAAAGACUGUUUGCGUAUACAAGCGAUUAAAAUAAAUGAUUGGCGAAAAAAAGAUUGGCCGAUUAAUCUCGAGGUGCGGAGGAACCUCGUGCGGUAAUCGAAGUGAAUCAGGGUAUCGAGAACGAGUUUAAAGGAGCGUCGGGACGCCCGUGCCGCGUCAAGGUGUAGGUGCAACACAAUCAAAGCAUUUAGAGCGACCUUCUGGCCGAGAAGUAGCUUCUGCAGAGGGUUCGAAAGUUGGUGAGGGUAGCGGCUGCUUGAAUGGCAGCGGAGAGUCAGUUUGUCUAGAGACUGCACGCGGUGCGUUCGCUUGUCUAAUGUCAGUGUGAAUCUCGCUCACGAAUUUUCGUAUCUCGCGUGUGUCAAACGUCGAUCUGUUUAAAGAGUGUCCGGACAGUGGAGAUUUACAUAUUUACAAGAUCUUUUUGCCAUCUGAAAUUUGUACGAGAAUGUAACUCCGUCGUUAGUUCAGUGAUCUCAGAUGUGUUAAUAAAUAAUAGGUGUGAAUUUACAUUUGUCGAGUCUUCAAGAGAUAUCAAGACGUGCAAUGAUGUCAUACGAAUAUCCUCAUCCGGUUUCCAGGACCUAUCAGUAUAAAAAAAUAACGAAACCAUUAUUGGAAAGAAAACGACGAGCUCGCAUAAACAAAUGCCUUGACGAGUUGAAAAACCUCAUGAUAGAUGCAUUGGAGACGGAGGGGGAGGACAUCAACAAGCUGGAGAAAGCGGACAUACUGGAGCUGACCGUGCGCCAUUUACAGAGGCUGCAGGGAUCCCAAGCAUCUUCCGGUUUCACGAGAACCGCGAGUGACGAGAUUUCGGCCGAGGCUCGAUGGAUCUCUGGUUUUGGCCACUGCGCAGCUGAAGCCUACAGAUUUCUCUCGGCGCUUCCAGGUGAAGGCGCGGAAAAGUUAGCCAGGCACCUCGCAGCUGGCCUGCAGAAGAGUUACCGUACGAAUUCGACGUUAAAGACGAACUUGCUGACACAAAUCUUGGCAAGUUUGGACCUUACCACCGAUCCACUGGCUUCCUCGAUUUUAAACGCAAAUAUUAACAGUGCAGAGGCAACUGAUCAAAAUCCUACGAUGCACAAUGAAACCAUUUGUGAGAGAGUCGCAGUUGACAUCGAUGAAACAAUUUCUGCUGACAAUAGGAAAGAUUUAAGUGCAUGUGCUUCUGAAACGAAGGAUUUUAAAGAGGGACAAAUAGCGAAGAAAGUGAAGGCAGAAAUCAAGAUCGAAGAUGACGAGGAAAUUGACGUGGAACGUGUUGAUGAAGCUGAUCCUAUGUGGAGACCUUGGUAGCUUCAGGACUUACUCAAGUUUUAUAAUUAUAUCAGAAAAUUAGAAUAAAGUAUUCGUUGUUCGAAUAAGUGAUACGAUGAUAGCAUAGGAUUUUUUCAACUAAUAAAACUACUCUAAACCAAUAGAUUUAAUUUAAGUGAUAAGCUUGCAAAUGUAAAGAUCAAAGAUAGUAUUACUGUAAGUUUUUCAAAAAAUUUCCUACGUUGUUAAAAUUCGUAUUAAGUUUUCAUAUGUAUUAGUAUUAUUAAUGGUUUAA